AUGUCUUCCUCCCACGAUUAUAUUCACUCACUCCAAAGGUCAGAGGAUCCCGAUGAUCUUUCUGGCUCCGAUGACGAUGACCUCGAGCUGGGGGAACUCGAUCCUCACACAGCCCAACCUCGCCCCUCUCCCACUUCCAAGGACUACUCAACCCGUUCGCGCGAUUAUGGACCAGGGAUCGCUUUAAGGAACUUGCGCGUGAGCGUGGGCAAUCGUUGGAAACGCAACAUCUCUCGGCAGCAUAUGGAUUCAGACGACACCGACGCCCUGUUGGAGGACCAAGGGGGCGAUGGAGUUCGAAGGUCCCACGGUAGCUCUAGAAACCUGACAGACGACGAUGCGCCAUUACUUGAUCCGCGAGACUCCCCCCGAAUGUCUCGAGACGAUCAUUCAUCGAAAAAGGGCUACCGAUUCCGCCUCCCGAGCCUGGGUGCCUCCAGUUUCCUACAAAGCGCAACCAACACAUCCCGACAGCAGCGAGCAGAUCAAGAAGACAGGCCUCCGCGCGAGGUUCUUGUUGGCCAGUAUCAGCUCGCUAAGUACCCAGCCAAUGUAGUCUCGAACGCCAAAUACACCGCUUGGAGCUUCCUACCGCGCACAUUAUACAACGAGUUCUCGUUCUUCUUCAACAUCUACUUCUUAUUUGUUGCUCUUUCACAAGUGAUACCGGUUCUUCGUAUCGGCUACAUGUCCUCGUAUAUCGCCCCGCUAGCAUUUGUUGUAUCGAUAUCUCUCGGGAAGGAGGCACUCGACGAUCUUGGUCGGCGACGGCGAGAUGCCGAAGCAAAUUCCGAGGGCUUUACAGUUCUUUCCCUGGACAAAUCGAGCGCUGUCGAAAUAACGAAAAAGUCUCGAGAUUUGAGAGUCGGGGAUGUGCUCAAGGUUCGCAAGAAUCAGCGACUGCCGGCCGACGUUGUCAUCUUGAAAAGUAUCUCGAAUGAUCCCGACUCGAAUGAUCCAACCCAACGACCCUCGAACGGCGGUACCAUCGGAGUAUCGGACGUCAUUUCCAAAUCGUCGAACGAUGGACAUGAGCAAGGCGUCCCAGGAAGAUCUGAGACUCCCGUCCUGGACAGCGAUGCCACUGACACGUUCAUUCGAACUGAUCAGUUAGAUGGUGAAACAGAUUGGAAGCUUCGAUUGCCAUCUGCACUAUCCCAGCCUCUUUCUUUGAAAGAUUUGUCACGACUCAAGAUUACUGCAAGUUCUCCUGACAAGCGUGUCAACGAAUUUGUUGGUACCAUUCAAUUAGGCCCCCCGUCUGGCUUCUACGACGCGCAUGUGGAUAAUUCAAGGCAUUCCGGCGAAGAUCACGACAACUCACAUGGCGUGGGUCAGCAAUCUAACUCGGCGCCGCUGACUAUCGACAACACAGCGUGGGCCAAUACCGUUCUCGCUUCAAAUACCGUGACCUACGCUGCCAUUAUCUAUACAGGCUCUCAGACACGAGCUGCUCUCUCUACUUCGGCCUCUCGGUCCAAGGUCGGCUUGCUGGAAUAUGAGAUUAAUAACUUGACCAAAAUCUUGUGUGUAUUGACUUUUGCAUUGUCACUCAUUCUCGUUGCACUGGAAGGCUUUGAGCCUACAAACGACAAGAAGUGGUAUGUCGCAAUCAUGAUUUACUUGAUCCUCUUUUCCACCAUCAUUCCCAUGAGUCUGCGCGUGAACCUGGACAUGGCCAAGUCGGUCUAUGGCCGUUUUAUCCAACGUGACAAGGAUAUUCCAGACACUCUGGUGCGAACAAGCACAAUUCCGGAAGAUUUAGGUAGGAUUGAGUACCUUCUUUCCGACAAAACUGGAACUCUAACUCAAAAUGAGAUGGAGUUGAAGAAAAUCCACGUUGGGACUGUAUCAUACGCAAACGACUCGAUGGAUGAGGUUGCAACAUUCGUACGCCACAGUUUCGCGGGAGAUACACUGACUACCCCGUCCACUCCGUUUGGCACACACGCUGGACAAGCCAAUGCUCCACGCACAAGAAGAGAAAUAGGGUCGCGAGUGAAGGAUCUUGUCUUCGCCUUGGCACUUUGCCAUAAUGUUACGCCAACUGGAGAGGAAGAGGAGUCUGGACGCAAAGUCACCAAUUAUCAAGCAUCCUCACCCGACGAAAUCGCGAUCGUCCGGUACACAGAAGAGGUUGGAUUAAAGCUGUCGCAUCGUGAUCGUCAAACCAUUGUUCUGGAAUCAACGGACUCUAAACGGGCCGUGGUUCGCGCCAGAGUUCUCGACAUCUUUCCAUUCACCUCUGAGAGCAAGCGCAUGGGUGUGAUUGUUCAAUUUGACCAGAACGGGCAUCUUUUUGAAUCAGACGAAGAAGUAGAGCCCGAAAUCUGGUUUUACCAAAAAGGUGCGGACACGGUCAUGACCUCUAUCGUGGCAGCAAAUGACUGGCUUGAUGAAGAGACCGCAAACAUGGCUCGUGAAGGUCUUCGUACUUUGGUUGUGGGUCGUAAGCGCUUGUCUCUCCAGCAAUAUCGGGAAUUUUCUGGCAAAUUCAAACAGGCCUCCUUGUCACUCCAGGCAAGAGACGUCGGUAUGGCGAAGGUCAUGAGCGAAUAUUUGGAACGAGACUUGGAGUUGCUUGGUGUGACUGGCGUGGAGGACCGACUGCAACGCGAUGUCAAGUCGUCUUUAGAAUUGAUGCGCAAUGCUGGCAUCAAAAUUUGGAUGUUGACAGGAGACAAAGUGGAGACUGCUCGUUGCGUCGCCAUUUCGGCCAAACUAGUUUCCCGUGGGCAGUACAUCCACACAGUAUCAAAGGUGACGGACAAGUCAACUGCUCAAGAAGCCCUGGACUUCCUGCGGAACAAGACCGACUGCUGCCUCCUUAUUGAUGGCGAGUCGCUCAAUCUGAUGCUCGGAGAAUUCCGGUCUGCGUUCAUUGCCGUUGCAGUACUUCUGCCGGCGGUGAUUGCUUGUCGGUGCUCCCCGACUCAGAAAGCUGAAGUUGCAAACUUGAUUCGUCAGCACACCAAGAAGCGUGUCUGUUGCAUCGGAGAUGGUGGAAACGAUGUCUCAAUGAUUCAGGCUGCGGAUGUUGGAAUCGGUAUUGUGGGAAAGGAAGGGCGUCAAGCUUCGCUCGCUGCCGACUUCAGUAUCACGCAUUUUCACCAUCUGACAAAACUACUCGUUUGGCAUGGUCGGAAUUCGUACAAGCGCUCUGCCAAACUUGCUCAAUUUAUCAUGCACCGUGGCUUGAUUAUUGCUGUAUGCCAAACCAUGUUCAGCAUCGCAGGGCAUUUCGAUCCCAAGGGCCUCUUCAUCAAUUGGUUGAUGAUUGGAUACGCUACAGUCUAUACCAAUGCGCCCGUCUUCUCGCUCGUGUUUGACAAGGACGUCGACGAGCGUCUUGCAAAUCUGUACCCGGAACUUUAUAAAGAGCUAAAGAGCGGCAAGAGCCUGAGCUACCGCUCGUUUUUCACCUGGGUCCUGAUAUCUAUUUACCAAGGCGCUGUCAUUCAAGGACUGUCGCAAAUCCUGCUUCAAACAAUCACAGGACCGCGUCUUAUCAGUGUUUCCUUCACGGCUCUUGUUCUCAAUGAAUUGGGCAUGGUCGCAAUCUCCAUAACAACAUGGCAUCCGGUUAUGAUCUUUUGUCUUUUCGGCACCCUUUUGAUCUACGCUGGAAGCAUUCCCUUCCUCGGUGACUAUUUCGACCUCCGCUACGUCAUCACUCUUGACUGGCUCUGGCGUGUUUUUGCAGUACUAGCUGUCUCCCUCAUUCCCAUCUGGGCUGGCAAGCUGAUCAAGCAUUCUUGGAAGCCCCCUAGCUAUCGCAAAGUGCGUGGCUGA
Penicillium oxalicum is the source of this 3792-nucleotide messenger RNA. Its product is annotated as aminophospholipid-translocating P4-type ATPase NEO1. Gene Ontology annotation, biological process: endocytosis; retrograde vesicle-mediated transport, Golgi to endoplasmic reticulum; phospholipid translocation. NCBI's taxonomy places the organism in Eukaryota, Fungi, Ascomycota, Eurotiomycetes, Eurotiales, Aspergillaceae. Gene Ontology annotation, cellular component: plasma membrane; trans-Golgi network; endosome. The coding region runs from base 1 to 3792 and encodes 1263 amino acids. Gene Ontology annotation, molecular function: ATP binding; ATPase-coupled intramembrane lipid carrier activity; ATP hydrolysis activity. The record is from RefSeq and is a predicted model, not a curated record. The transcript has 2 exons.